This is a messenger RNA of Dentiscutata heterogama, 1021 nucleotides long. Lineage: Eukaryota; Fungi; Glomeromycota; Glomeromycetes; Diversisporales; Gigasporaceae. The record is from the annotation of a GenBank genome assembly.
UCUUAUAUAUAAAUUAUCGACGAUUUUGGCAAUUCCUUCUGAAUUUCUGAAUUCAAGAGAAAAAAAGUUUAAUCAUGAAGGCUCUCAUUCUCGUUGGCGGCUUCGACCCUUGACACUUACUCUUCCCAAACCUUUGGUGGAGUUUUGCAAUAAACCCAUGAUAUUGCAUCAAAUAGAAGGCCUUGUAAAGGCAGGAGUAAAAGACAUUGUGUUGGCCGUAAAUUAUCGUCCUGAAAUUAUGGUAACUCUUCUUAAAAAAUAUGAAGAGAAAUUCAAUAUUCAAAUCACCUUUUCCGUUGAAAAUGAACCUUUAGGAACUGCUGGUCCCCUUGCAUUGGCUCGUGACGUUCUCUCUAAGGAUAAUACUCCAUUUUUUGUAUUAAACAGUGACAUCAUUUGUGAAUAUCCGUUUGAACAGCUGAGAGAUUUUCAUGCAGCACAUGGGGAUGAAGGCACUAUUGUAGUUACCAAAGUCGAAGAACCUUCAAAGUACGGUGUGAUUGUAAAUCAUCCUGGCUCAUCUCGUGUCCAACGCUUCGUGGAGAAACCUGUAGAAUUUGUCAGCAACAAAAUUAAUGCUGGCAUAUAUAUAUUAAAUCCUUCUAUUUUGGACAGAAUUGAGCUCAAACCUACCUCUAUUGAAAAAGAAGUGUUUCCUCAUGUGGCGGCUGAUUCUCAAUUACAUUCAUUUGAACUAGAAGGUUUUUGGAUGGAUGUUGGACAGCCUAAAGAUUUUUUGACUGGUACUUGUUUAUACCUUGCCAAUUUAGCCAAAAAACAACCUCAUCUCCUUGCAAACUCUGAUUGCGAUUAUGUGUAUGGAGGUAAUGUUCUCGUCGAUCCGACUGCCAAGAUUGGCAAAGGUUGUAGAAUCGGUCCAUACGUCACGAUUGGACCAAAUGUUGUUAUUGGUGACGGUGUCCGACUACAAAAAUGUGUCAUAUUGGAAGGAAGCAGAAUCAGAGACUAUGCUUGGAUUAUGAAUAGUAUUAUUGGAUGGCAUUCUAACAUCGGACGAUGG